Messenger RNA from Haliotis rubra (blacklip abalone), 1295 nucleotides. RefSeq names its product ADP-ribosylation factor-like protein 2. The record is from RefSeq and is a predicted model, not a curated record. Gene Ontology annotation, molecular function: GTPase activity; GTP binding. Gene Ontology annotation, cellular component: cytoplasm. Bases 181 to 858 code for a protein of 225 amino acids. The transcript has 5 exons. Lineage: Eukaryota; Metazoa; Mollusca; Gastropoda; Lepetellida; Haliotidae.
CCCGGCCAACGUGUUAUUGACAGAGUUAGAAAUCCACGGUGUGGGCUCGAUGUAUAUAUACUUAUACACACCAGUCGUCUCGGCUGUAUUUCAAGUAGUACUGAAGAGGACGGGCAGAAUAUAAGAACGUAUACGGUGUACUGAGCUUAGAGCUGACACAGGCAACAAUCGAUAAACAAAAUGGGACAAUAUAUUAGUAUGCUGCCAUGGCUAAGGAAGGAAGUGAAAGUUCUCAUGCAUGGGCUUGAUAAUGCAGGAAAAACGUCACUGUUACACCGAAUAACGUCAGAAGGCCUUCAGCCAACACGACAUACCCUCUGUGAAUCCAAAUGGACACUACUCUACAAGAACAUCAACGUGACCCUGAUUGACUUUGAGCAAAGACGUCGUGUGUAUAGACGCCGGUUCUACUACACACACCCAGAUGUCGUCCUGUUCAUGGUGGACAGCGACGACCGGGCACGCAUACAGGAGGCUCAGGAGGAGCUGAGGCUUACCGCAAAUUAUGAAGACCACAAGGACAUUCCUUUCCUCGUCCUUGCCAACAAACAGGAUCGACGGGACGCCAUGACAGUAACAGAGGUUGCCGAGGCACUGGACUUCCAGAACAUACUCAAGACACACCGGGCCAACAUUAUAGGCUGCAGUGUUGUCUCCAGGCAGGGCCUUAAGGACGCCAUGGAUUGGCUGAUCCAGGACUUCCGGAGUCCGUGUGAAGGCUCGAAUACUUCCCCACACAACAAAGAGACCGACGCAGUCACAGUCAGGAAACGGGGAGCUUGGUCCAUCUUUACCUACAUGGCAGGAAUAUUUGGAUAUUUUAAAAAUUCCUCCCAAAAUUUGAAUGAAUUUAAAUGAUCUGAAGACCCAUACGCAAAUGAAAAUAUUGAUUUGACUGUUUGUCCAUUGUGUCAUCCCCACAAUUCCUUUUCGUAUUCGCCUUAAUCAAUCUGUUGGAUCCGAAUCCCCAGUGACAGCAAGGUGUUCGUGUGAUGCACCAAACAUGUAUGUACUACAUGUAAUGGGAUCUUUCUUGUUUAAUGACCUAUAUCAAGAUCAAAGGGUCUAUAGUAAAGAUUUGGUUCGGGAAACACAGUGUAUGUGUAUGAAGAAAGUAUUUCACACUUCACUUGAAUGAUCCCAUACUAUGACUUGCAUCAGCUGGACAGUGCCUCUGUAACUAACCAGGAGACUUGUCAGAUUAUCCAGACUAUAUCCGUGACAACCUGGCCACAUAAUCCAGUGGGAGGAGGAUGAGUGAGUGAGUGAAUUUAGUUUUACACCGCACUCGGCAA